This is a messenger RNA of Acanthopagrus latus (yellowfin seabream), 3909 nucleotides long. RefSeq names its product torsin family 2, member A (gene tor2a). The coding region runs from base 88 to 1023 and encodes 311 amino acids. Gene Ontology annotation, cellular component: nuclear envelope; endoplasmic reticulum lumen. The transcript is spliced from 6 exons. Gene Ontology annotation, molecular function: ATP hydrolysis activity; ATP binding. Lineage: Eukaryota; Metazoa; Chordata; Actinopteri; Spariformes; Sparidae. The record is from RefSeq and is a predicted model, not a curated record.
UCUCUCUAGCUUGAAAAACUACAAGCUGACCGGUUGCGGUCAGGAGAGGGUUACUUCGCUUUUUCUGUCCGCCAGCAGGCAGCCAAAAUGUUGGCAAUCCUGUCUGUGCUGUUUUUGUACCUUACUCACCCUGUUUGCGGUGUUAUUCAGAGACUUUUAUGCACCUUCAAAGACAGCUGUGACUGCGAUUUUAAGCCCAAUAUCAGAGACUUGGAGUGGGACCUCUACAAAAAUGUCUACGGACAACAUCUGGCCCAGGACAUCGUUUCAGAGGAGGUGGCAAGGUUCCUUCAGAAUAACAACCCCGAGCGGCCCCUGGUGCUGUCCUUCCAUGGCUCGUCUGGGACGGGAAAGACGCUGGUCAGCUCCAUGCUGGGAAAUCAUCUGUACGGCUCAGCGAUGAGCAGCCCGUACGUCCAUCAAUUUGUUCCCACGCUGCACUUCCCUUAUCCUGACCGGGUCAAUGAGUACAGGGAGGAGCUAAAGAGCUGGGUGCAGGGGAACCUGACGGAGUGCGCUCGCUCUGUCUUCUUGUUUGAUGAGAUGGAGAAAAUGCCCCCAGGUCUUAUUGAUGUGUUGCAGCCCUUCCUGGGUCCCUCCCACGUUGUGUUUGGCACCAACUACCGCAAGGCCAUCUACAUCUUCAUCGGCACCACAGGAGAGGAGGUGAUUAACAAAAUGGCACUGGAGAACCGGCAGUCUGGAGGGGACAGAGACGAGAUCAAGUGGGCAGACUUGCAGGAAGCCAUCGCACAAGCGGCCUACAACACCAACUCAAGCGGCUUCUUCCACUCCAGUAUUAUCCAGCACAACUACAUCACCCGCUUCGUUCCAUUUCUGCCUCUUAGCCGUCGUCACGUGGAGCGCUGUGUCCGCUCACAGCUCUGCCAGCGGGGCAGCUGUGGCCGCAGUGAUGUGGUGGACGCAGUAGGUGGGGACAUGAUCUACACUCCUGUCGAGGGACAUUACUUUUCCUCCACUGGCUGUAAGGCUGUCCCCGCCAAAAUCAACCUCUUCCUGUGAGAGGUCAGAGCAGCACCUCUGGAGCAGGCAGGGAUUCAGAGUCGAGGACGACUCCUCUCUGAGAGGACUUGAGCUCACAACUACCCUAAUCCAAAGCAGUUUUGUGCUGUCAGAGCUGAGCUUCUCUGAAGACAUUGCUGCUGGAGCAGUCGGUACAAAGCUGGUUCGUGUGGGCACAGGAGAGUUUUCCACGUCAUGCCAGAAGUCAUGCUACGCUCUACCUCAAAUCCAACUCUGCCUUUUAUUUAUGAAUUCUGAAGUUGGUACAUUACGGUUUUAUAUUUUAGCUGCAGUUGGUUGCCAUCAAUGGAGGCGAUCGAUUAAGUCUAUUUAGCCAGUAUUUAUUUCUCAAAACUACCCUCCUUUCACUUUUGUACAGUCACACCCAUUGUUGGAAACUCCUCAGUUGGAGCUCUCUGACUUCCUCUUUGAGAGUUAUACAAAAGGGAUCAAAGUUCUUAUGAAGGACUUAUUGGAUUUAAAACAUCUAAAUGUUUUCUAGGGAAAAUAUAUUUAAUGUCAGCGCAAAGAUGUAAAGAGUUCCCAAUUGUAGCAGCUAAAGACAAAGUUGAAAUUUAGCUUUGCAUCUUGUAUCUAACUUUUAUUUAACUUUUAAGGAGCCAAGAAAAAAUGUAGUUUAGGGGUUUAAGGGUUGAAGAGGGAACUCAUGAGCUCACACAACUAGUGUGAGCAUGUAAAACAAACAAAAGAACAAGGUUUUAACCUCACAAUUCUAAGUAAGGUUGGGAAAUAUACCAGCACUGGGUUGCACCAGCUAUGCCAAAAUUCAAACUCAGCCUAGUUUGAAUGUUAUUUCUAGAUUAACGUUAACCCUACCCCUCAGUAAGUGUAAAGUCCUCUGUAAAAAUAUCAGUUGGCAUGGCUCAUCGUUUUGAAAGAUGGGAUAAACUUGGAGAAGGAGCAGAUUUUACUGGCUGGUUUUCGUCUAAAUUUGAUAUUAGACACUAACAUAAUGUUAGCAUUCACAUAUAGGGUUAGAUAAUGUUCUUAAUUAACAAUUAACAAAGGGCUACUGAUUUAAAACAGCUUGCGAGUGUUGCCCCUAUAAUGUGCUUGUUAUGUUGUCACAACUUCAUCUGCCCAGUUACAGAACAUGGUUAUAUUAUCAUAUGAUGUAGCUGACUCGAUGUCACUGUUGUUAUUUUAAACCAGCGGUAGAUUAUGGUUGGAGGCUAUAGAUAUGAUAUCACCUUGUCAUAAAGCCAUGUCCUAUUUCAGGUACCUUUUGUUGUUUGUUGAUUAACAAUAGUUAACGGAAUUAUUUAUUUAUAGCCAUUAGUCCUUUAACUGAUUGGCCACAGGAAGUGAAAAAGUCAUUACUUGCACCAGUAUUUCGGUAUUGUAGGUAGUAGUCAGGAUACCUUACAUCCCUGUCAUGCAACCAAACAAAACCGUUUUAGUAUCAAACUAUAUAAUUUCCGUGUUUGGUUUAGUUUAGUGUGGACUUCACACUCUAAUUUAAGACAGGACUUACGCAUGGCUGGUGCAACAGGCUGCAGAGCUUAAAGCAAGAAAUUUAGUGUGUGUAUUUAAGCCUGUGCCAUCAUUGUUUUGAACCUUACCUUACCAUUAUAAUUUAACAUUAUACAGAAAUUAAAAUGAAGUCUGCCAUGAUUGUCCUCGAAUAAAUUAGAACUGAAUUCUGAAUGAAUUCUCAGCUCCCUUGAUAAAUGCAUUCUCUUACUUAACUUGCAACCUUGCUUUUUUUUCCUUCUAAAUCAUCCAACAUGUGCUUUACCAGACUACAUACAAUAUGUAAUGUAAAUGUAUAUUGUCUUAAAGUGUUUCUCAUCCACAAUUCUGUAUUGAGAUUCAAGUGAUAUGAAUGACCUGUCUGAAAAGUGCCAUAUCUGUUUUUUUAAAAAGUGGUAGAAAUCUGAAGAAGAUGGUUUUUAUUGAAAUACUUGAAUACUAUCACUCUGAUGGUGUCCAGCAGGGCUGAUGUCAUAGCUUUGAAGCACUUCAUCAGUUUUCCCAUCAGGUGGCAGUAAAGACUUCCUUUGACCUCAAGUGGAAGAGGUGAAGCAGAGUUCAGCUGCAGCUCAGUCCAGCUGAUCUUUGAGUGAGUUCUGUAAAGAUGUACAUUUGUUUCUUUGAUGUAAAAUGUUUGCCUGUGUGUUUAAACACACUGAAAGUGCACUUUAACUUUAUAGUGGAUAAAAUGGAUCUGAUGUGUUCUUGAGAAACAGUUUUUCUCACUCUUUGUGAAAGAAAAUGUAUAUGGUGAGAAGGUCUGCCAAAAUGAAUAGUUGUCAAGAGGAUGAAUUGUUUACAAUUAAUUACUGACUGUAAACUGUUAAUUAUUAGUUGUAUUGAAUGAAUGCUGUAUGAAGUCCUGCUGCAGCAAGUCAAACAUUUCAAAUCCUAUGAAAAUCAAGCUUAUUGAAUUUACAUGUGGAGUACAUGGAGGUUUUCUUAUUGGAACAAAGACAGAUUAACACAGCAGCAGACUGAGUAUUGACACAUGAUAUUCUUUACCGUUGAGACAGUGUUGUCAGCAUUAUCAGUUUUUAGAUUGCCUCCCUCUGGUAUACACAGAUGGUAGCCUGUAAACUUCCACCAGACUCAAUGCAAAUAUCAUUUUGGCAUGCAGGUGCCUUCAGAGGCCAGUCAGUGAGGAUAUUAUUAGUGGAAAUCAGAAACUGACAUGAUUUCCAUUCAUAAUCAUAGCAAUCACUAUUAAAAGUUGCCAUUAUUCUGAGGGUUGUUUGCGUGCUCCUUUAAGAUUCUGGCAUCUUCCAAUGUUAUGUGACCACUAUGUCAGUUUCAGCCUCUGAAGUGCCUACAUGUUGGUAAAUGAAGCUUACUCCAAAGCCAAAUGCCACUUCUGGUAAGACCAUGAAAUAAAGAAAAUAAACUACAAAA